Oreochromis niloticus (Nile tilapia) is the source of this 2841-nucleotide messenger RNA. It is a transcript of the gene hsf2, whose product is annotated as heat shock transcription factor 2. NCBI's taxonomy places the organism in Eukaryota, Metazoa, Chordata, Actinopteri, Cichliformes, Cichlidae. Bases 226 to 1815 code for a protein of 529 amino acids. Gene Ontology annotation, molecular function: DNA-binding transcription factor activity; sequence-specific DNA binding. Gene Ontology annotation, biological process: regulation of DNA-templated transcription. The record is from RefSeq and is a predicted model, not a curated record. The transcript has 12 exons.
GAGGCCGAUGUGCAAAGCCUCUCUUUUGUUUGCAUGAAACUCCACGUGAGAAAGCUUACGUAAAAUCGUUUUUGACCAAUCAGCUCCUGCUUACUAGAAACGGAAGUUGUACGCCAUUGGCAUUUUCCUUAAAGCAAGACUUGAUCAGCGUUUUUAUAGGCUACAAAACAAACCGUAUAUUACCGUUUUUAAAUUUCGAAGUGUACCUGUCGUUAAAUUGGCAAGAUGAAACACAACUCGAAUGUCCCAGCUUUCCUCACUAAAUUGUGGACGUUGGUCGAGGACACAGACACCAAUGAAUUUAUUUGCUGGAGUCAGGAGGGCAACAGCUUUCUAGUUUUGGACGAGCAGCGCUUCGCCAAAGAGAUCCUCCCCAAGUUUUUCAAGCACAAUAACAUGGCCAGUUUCAUCAGGCAGCUCAACAUGUAUGGAUUCCGUAAGGUGAUGCACAUUGAUACAGGCAUUGUGAAACAGGAGAGAGACGGUCCAGUGGAAUUUCAGCACCCCUACUUCAGACAAGGACAGGAUGAUCUGUUGGAGAACAUCAAGAGGAAGGUUUCUAAUGCUCGACCAGAGGACAAUAAGAUUCGACAGGAAGACCUGAGCAAGAUUUUGGCAAGUGUUCAAAGUGUUCACAGCAAACAGGAGAACAUCGAUGCCCGGUUGGCAACACUCAAGAGAGAGAAUGAGUCUCUGUGGCGAGAGUUAUCAGAUCUGAGACAGAAACAUGCCCACCAACAACAGCUCAUCAAAAAGUUGAUCCAUUUCAUUGUCACAUUGGUGCAGAACAACCGCAUCCUGAAUUUAAAACGUAAAAGGCCCAUUCUUAUGAAUGGCAAUGGGAAGAAGCCCAAAUUCAUUCACCAGAUCUAUGAUGACAAAGUGUGUGUUGAACAGUCCUCCGUCAGUAGUAUCAAUGGAGUAAAGGGUUCUGAGCUAUCCGAUGAGGUCGUUAUCUGUGACUUGACUGAGAAUGAUGGAGAGGUAACACCAGAGAUCACAGAGGAGUCACAAGCCUACGAGCAAGGCGAUGUCGAAAUAGUGGAAGUAGAGCUCGACAACUGUGCAGUGCUUCCAGCUGAAACAGAGGUGAGCACCACCAUUACAGAGGGCCUCAAACACACUGAAGCUGUGUCGCCAGCCCCAGCAGAUGACAGUCAGAGGAGCAGCACUCUAGACAGCAGUGGAACAACUAGUAGUGCCCUACAGCUUAAUAAACCCUCAGUGCUGAGUCUUGAGGACCCCGUGAAAAUGAUGGAUUCCAUCUUGAAUGAGAAUGGAGCAGCAAUAUCACAGAACAUCAACCUGUUGGGGAAGGUGGAACUCAUGGACUAUCUGGAUAGUAUUGACUGCAGUCUAGAGGACUUCCAGGCCAUGCUUUAUGGAAAACAGUGUGGCAUUGAUUUUGAUACUCAAGAGGAGAGUGUGCCCUCCAAAGGGAGCACAGCAGAGAUGAGCAAAGGGAGGAGUGAGGAAGAUAACACAGAUAAGCAGCUGAUCCAGUACACCACCUGCCCUCUGUUGGCUUUCCUCGAUGGCUGUAUUCAUCCUCCAGACCUGGAUCUAUCCAUAGACGGCAGCAGCACAGGCUCCUCAAGCACCCAACACGAGCCUUCUUCCAGCUCUGUUGCUUCUGUUGAUGCUGAGAAUUCAUCAGAGAUACUGGACACCAGCCUGGAGUCGAAGCAGGCACAUCGCAGCUCGCUGAUUCGCCUGGAGCCCCUGACGGAGGCAGAAGCUAGUGAGGAGACCCUCUUCUACCUAUGUGAACUGAGUCCUGCUGGGCCUGAAGCUGAUUCAGUCCAGCUUAGCUGAGUGUGAGCACUGAGACUGCUUCACUCACAGACUGUGUCCCUCAGUUAUGUUAAUACGUCCUCUCAUCUCUUGUCCUGAGUUGUUUUAAACAGCAGAAAAUGAAGUGAAAAACCUCGUGGCUGCAGUUUGGACAGAUUUUUAGAUUUAAGACUUUUGCUUUGGGUUUAGGUAAUAGUCAGUCAAUCAAAAGUCACAACUAACUACUCCAUACUCAUUCUGUUUGUGUCCUGUAAGGAUAACAAUACAGGAAAAUCCUGGAAUGUGUGUGUUCCUCAUCUGUGGGAGGGGCAGAAAGAGCUAAACGAACUUCCACAUUUCUGAAACUUGAUCAUUUUACUUUCAAGUUCUAGAACUUGAAUUUUUUUUUUUUUUUUCUCAAAUCAAAGGUCUCAAAUGUAAAAAUAAGGCACAAAGUGGAGGCAUUGUAAUCACUUGUGUAUAAGCUCGGUUCAUCUCUGUGCUGCUGGAUCCACAGACAGAAGAAUACAUUGGCUUUCGUUCCCUCUCCUCUUCAGCGUCUUUGUAGUCUAAAGAGAACUGCUUCAGUUUUGGUUCUACAACUUUAGUGAGGAUGAACAGUGAACCGUUGUAUAUAAUUUAAUAAUCUAUUUAUUCUAGUUUUUGUUUAUAUUUGGCUUAAUGUUUGUGCACAGAGCUUAGACUUUUUAUAAAGCAACAUUCCUGCGGAUUGUGUUGUGUUUAGGGAACACCUCGGAAAGUAAUUUGUACAUUUACAUUCAGUUGAAUUCUGGAGGACUGGGGAAACACUGAAUUAAAAACAGAAAUAGGGGGUAAUAAUCAGUCCUUCAGUCAGCUCAUAAGUUUUCAUUCUCAUAACUGCAGACAGAAAUAAUCUUGAUGAUAAUGUGUGAGUGGCUUUAGCAUGUGUGCAUGCUACAGAUAUGAUAGAUGUGGAAAGAAUGCGCUGUGUCCACCCAACUACACACAAGGCAUACAAAACAUAUAUUGUGAAAUCUGUCCUGCUUUCCUUUAGCAGUAUAUAACAAUAAAGUUGAGUUGUUGUAA